Messenger RNA from Zingiber officinale, 3169 nucleotides. Its product is annotated as transcription factor DIVARICATA-like. The record is from RefSeq and is a predicted model, not a curated record. The coding region runs from base 351 to 1313 and encodes 320 amino acids. The transcript is spliced from 7 exons. Gene Ontology annotation, molecular function: DNA binding. Lineage: Eukaryota; Viridiplantae; Streptophyta; Magnoliopsida; Zingiberales; Zingiberaceae.
CAUGGGAAUUGGGAAAAGGCCCAACUUUAUAAGCGAAUCAAGGUUUCGAUGCUUCAUCCAUCCAUGGCUGCCUAUAUAGAUCGCCUCCUUCCUCACCCUUCCUCUUCUCACUCCACUCUCCUUCUCCUCUACCCCGUCAAAAUUGCGAACAAAGUUCGAAUCUUUGAGCGACCAUCUGCCUCUUCGAGUCUCUUCGCUUCUCCCGUCGAUUCAGGACGCAUCGACGCCAACCUAGAGUUUUAGGGCACUGGGUGAGUACGUCCUCUACUGGAAGCUCGCAUUGUUUUACCACUGUUUGGAUCCUGUUGCUUCUUUCUCCUAAUUUUGAGUUCAGGAGAUAAAUUUGCGAGAUGAUGGCCAAAUCGUGGAUGGAAGUUCUUCCUCCAGCGUCGGCACUGUGCUUCCCCUGCACAAGUUGCUUCCUUGUCGAGGGGAGGAAUUGGGGCGAGCUCUCGAAUGGAAACUGGACCCGGGAAGAGAAUAAGCUUUUCGAGAAAGCCCUGGCCGAGUUCGACAAGGACACACCUGACCGCUGGGAAAAAGUGGCGGUGUAUAUCCCAGGCAAGUCCACAACGGACGUGGAGAGACACUACAGGGAUUUGUUGAAGGAUGUGAGCGAGAUAGAAGCUGGGCGGUUUCACUGUCCUAGCUACGACUCUUCUUCUUUUGCACUGGACUGGGACAGCAAUUGCGACUUCAAAGCUGUCAAGCAACUUUAUUCAAUCAGCAGGAAGAAGUCAGGGGUGCAUAUCAGCGGGAAGAAGUCAGGGCUGCGCGCGGCAGAUCAGGAGAGGAAAAAAGGAGUCCCUUGGACUGAAGAGGAGCACAAGCUAUUCUUGCUUGGACUUAAAAUGUAUGGCAAAGGGGAUUGGCGAAAUAUUUCCCAUAAUUUUGUGGUUACCAGGACACCUACUCAGGUAGCUAGUCAUGCCCAAAAGUACUUCAUCCGGUUACAUUCAGGUAGCAAAGAUAAGAGGAGAGCCAGCAUACAUGAUAUUACUACCGCCAAUUUACCAGAUAACAGAUCUUCCUCUCCAUCUCAGUCAUCUUCCCUUAGCAAUCCGUUAAGCUCAACUUCUACACCCAUGUUGCCAAGUUCCUACUCAUCUAUCCUAGACAUAAAUCAGCCCCAUCAAGUAAUUGGUUUUUUAGGUGCAUCAAUGCAAAUGAGACGAUCACUUGGUGGAGUAAGUCCUUAUCAGAUGGCAACUGAAGCCCAUGCAUCUCCAAAUGGAACUUUUCACGAUCCUAUGGUGCACGACAAUAAUCUGCUACACCAAAUGAUACCAAACCAUAUUCACCUACAUGAUUGAGAUUAUUUGUAUACAAGGAUCAAAUGUACAUGUUCACUUGGGAUCAGAAAGUGAGGGCAACUGCAUCCUGGAAUUGGGAAGAUGCAAACGAAUGCUGAGUUUUUUUACCCCAUAAUCUAGGGAGAGUUCAUGGAUGUAUGCUCAUGCCACUCUUCUCUCUCUUUUCAUUCUUCCUCAGUUAUAAUAUGUCAGUAUAAAGUAUAAAAAUAAAUAUUGUACAUGUAGCAAGACACUUGCCUCUGUACUUUGUGUUAUAUACUUCAAUAAUAUAUGAUCUGCACAGUAAGAAGCGCAUUGUUUAUGUGAUGUGUCAAAGGAAUUUAACUUUCAUAAUCAGUGUCCAAAUGUGAAAACAGUUAGAAUUAAUGCUCAAAUAUGGAAUCUAUUUUAUUGAUUGUACAGUAUAUAUGCCUUACAAAUUACAAGGGGAGAGACUAAUGCUUCUGUUCAUAUUAGGUUCAUUUCUCGUCACAUCAUAUGCUUCUGACUCUUUACAAAAUCAGGUGCAAGCUUGUAUGCAAUCUAUCUUGCACUGCCUGAGAUCAAUCAAUACUCAGAAGUGACUGCAGUACUUCAGGGACAGUUUCGUUACAAAUUAAGUUUGUUGGAAGGUGAAAGAGAUGGACAAUGUGCUAGAGUUACAAAAUGGUAUCAUUUCAGGGUGAAACUUUUGUCAUGACAAGAAACAGUUGCACUGGGGAUCAGAAACAGACAGAAUUGUCAUUCUCUUCAAGACUUACAGACCUGUGUAACCUUGGAAGAUAAUCAUAGGAAGUUUAAGAUGAUCGUAAGCAUUUCUGAAGUUGCAGAAAUUGUUCCGUCCAGCUGUGGAUGGAAAGCGCCUACCGCAAGCAAAUGAGAAAGAUGUGUCUUUUUCAUCAUAAUUGUUGUCAUCAUCGAGCCUAUUAGUUUCAACUAUUUGGAGCCAGCUACAAUUCUAUUCCUCCAUUGAACCAGUGGAAGGGCGUCAAGUUAUCACCCAGGGACCUACGGUUCGAUCCCCAGCUACGGUGCAUUUGCAAGGAUUUUUCCUCCAAAUGGGGUGCACAGCCACCGAAUACUGGGGUUUUAGGUUGCCCGCCAUGAGUGUUUUCCAAUUUACUUUGGCGGGCAGUGGGAACUUUCAGUGUUACUUGGUUCAUCAUUUUUUUUGCUUCCACUGUUGCUAUUGCUGAAACAAGCAUUGAUGCCAUGGCUGCAACUACGAGCAACUGUUAGUGUCCGAAACCUCUGGCCCCACAACCUGGGAAGCAAAUGUAGAAGCAGCGGCAAAUGGACAUACUCAAGAGCACUUGUGCAAGGUAGAUGACAUCACACUGCACCUUCACUUGGCAACGUACUGGAAACUUUUCUGCAAGUGGUAUGAAGGCUUUAGUUUCGAUUAGGACAGGAUACAUGGUGCUAAACCUUUAUAUGUUCUUUUCUUCUUCGGGCAGAAGUUUUUCUCCCAACUGUUUCAAGGGUUAGAAUCAACACUGAUCAUCGAGUGACCCCCCACCAAAUUCUUCCCGUGAUGUCACUUCUUGGAGAAAAACGACUAGACUAGCAACGUCGCCAUCACUGAUUUUCAAGGAGACUAAUGAUUGGCAAUUCCUGCCUAGUAGCUCAAGGUUCUGGGGUGUAACUCAGAAAUCUGUCAUGUAGAAAUUUGAGCUUUCUUCCAAGAAUAAUGUUGUGACUUGUGAGGUUUCUGCAAAUUACAAAUGAGAAUCAGUAACCAGCAGGAAGAUCAUUAUGAAACAAGCAUUAUGGGUGAAAGUUGUAGUGAAUUACAUAGUAAAAGAGCCUUGGCUUUGCAACUUUCAUCAGAUUAGCUAUAUUGAACGUAAAGAUGCUUUGAUCUGCCAAAUUUUGCA